Molecule: messenger RNA, 1305 nt
Organism: Caenorhabditis briggsae
Lineage: Eukaryota; Metazoa; Nematoda; Chromadorea; Rhabditida; Rhabditidae
Gene: Cbr-frpr-13
Product: Protein CBR-FRPR-13
Exons: 10
Coding region: 1-1305 (434 amino acids)
Source: RefSeq, a predicted model, not a curated record
AUGUGCACAAAAUGUUCAUACGAACCCCAUGAUCCGAUUUCAUGUGAAAAUAUGUCAGAAUGGACGAAAGUUUGUCUGGAGGUUAAUGGAAGUCUUUCAAUUCAAUGGGUGAUGAAUAACACAAAAGAUUGCUCAAAUUGUUUUUUAACGAUUGAGAAGACUGGAGGACGCAAUGCAGUGAGAUGCUGGAAUUGUCAAAUCAUAUUUUGCUGGAACUGUUUUGCUGAAAGAUGUGACCUCAUACCCCAAUUGUGUAUAAAACCCAAAGAUCGGAAUCGUCGUCGUGGUGAUCUUCGUUUGCAAUAUUACUAUGAUGGGUUCGCAAAAUAUUUUAAAAAAUUAGAGAAAACAAUUAUCUUCUCAUCGGAUAUCCAACUUCAAAUGAAUUCAAAAAUUGUAGAAAUCCAAUCAAAAGUUCCAAUAUCCACGGAGUCAAAGAUCGGAAUCGUCGUCGAAAUGACUAUCGUUUGCGAUAUUACUAUGACGGAUAAAUAUUUCAAGAAGUUGGAAAAGACUCCCUCCCUUCUGAAGAGAAAACUCGAGCAAGCAAUAGAAGAACCCAUCAUUUCGGCAGAGGUCGAUGAUUCAAUGACCUUCCAAUGUUCCUUGAACUCACAACACAUAUUUGCAAUGGUUUCAUUACCUCUCAUUUUGGCAGGAUUGGUUCUUACUGGUAUUUCGAUUGUUGUAUACACGCGGCCUGAGCAACGGAAAACUACAGUCAGAGAGUUGUGCAGUAUGACACGAACAAGAUGGGCACUACUAUUUUCAUUUAUCUUAUCAGUUUUUCUAUCAAUUCCCAGAUUUAGAGAACAAAUCAUUAAUCCUUACAAUGGAAGACCAGUUCCAAACAAAAAUUGGACUGAAAACUCAUUCAUAGGAGUUAUAAACUAUUUUGACGAUAAUGUUUUCAAUGCGUUAAUUAUUUUUUCUCUUCUUCUAUUUAUCAAUAUUUCUAUAAUUGCACUCCUAAAAUACUCUCAAUUCGUACGCAUGAGAAUGACUAGCCAAUCGUCCAGAGAUCGGCGAACAACUAUCAUGCUUAUUUUUGUUCUUCUGGCUUACGUUGGCACACAUUCACCAAGUAUGUUGAUUGAAUACCUGGAUAAAAAUCUGACAACUCAACUGCCACAAGAAAUAUCCAUACUUCGGAAGGAAAUUUCCAAUUUCUGCAUGUGCCUCCAUCCGAUUUUCUCAUUUAUCGACUAUUUGAUAUUUUCUGAGAAAUACAAAGCAACAGUCAAAUCGUUGUUCAUGCGCUUGCCUAAAGGCACCUCAUCGAAUAAUCCACCACAAGCCGUCUGA